AUGCUGCUACUGCCCAGCGAAUUGCCUUCGGAUGCGCUAAUAGCGGCCUACUUGCUCUUGGAAAAGAUUACAUUCAGCUUUACAACAAUUCUAGUCGCCUUCACAUUGUUUGUCAUGCGGAAAUGUGAGUUGAGAAUGGGAAUUAAAGGCAUUCCAGACUUGCAGCGUCGGUCAGUGCCAUCAAAAAAUAUCACUACUAUUUGAUGAACGAAAUUUUUUGGUAGGUACGAUUUUACCGCUUGUAUGGGUUCUGUCGGGUAAAUGACGAGCACAAUGUCGCUGAAGUGAUUUUUUUAUGUAAUUUUUUGAAAUUUUUCUAAAAAUACUGGAUUUAGGGGUUUUCGAGGGUGCUGAUUUCGAAUUUCGGGUUCAUUUUUUCUGAACUUUAUUAGUUUUCCUUAAGCAGUAGUGUUAAAAAGUAAUUUUUGGAAAAUUUUCAAAAAAUUACUUUUUAACGUUACUACUUACGGAAAAAAGUAACUAUCAAAAAAACGAUCAUCAUUUUCGAAAUCAGCACCCUCGAAAACCCCUAAAUCCACUAUUUUUAGAAAAAUUUCAAAAAAUUACUUUUUAACGUUACUAUUUGCGGAAAAAAGUAACUAUCAAAAAAACGAUCAUCAGAAAUCAGCACCCUCGAAAACCCCUAAAUCCACUAUUUUUAGAAAAAUUUCAAAAAAUUACUUUUUAACAUUACUACUUAAGCAAAAAAGUAAGAAUCGGAAAAAACGAAUAUGAUUUUUCGAAUCUACGCCAUCGAUUACCCUAUUUUUGACCUUUCCGUCCUUCGUGCGGGGAAACAUCGAAAGAGACCCCCGAUUCCGGGGUCUCUUUCAACUCGGGGUCUCUUUCGGGGAAAACCAGUAAAAUACCUCAAUAUUAUUCUUUUGUAGCGCCAUAUUUUCAGGUCUUUCUUGUCAGACGCCGCGUUCUUUGCAGCGGGCCAAGUGGUCCUCUUCCCAUUGCCCUGCUUGUUCUUCGUGGGGCCCGCCGAUUUUCUCUCAACGACUACGCUACUCUCCGUAAUGGUACUAACAGUCGGCGGAAGGGGCAUUGCGAUGAUCUUCCAAUUUUUCUACCGGGUAUCGCAAUCCAUCUCGCCGCAGUCUGUUUUGUACUUCAAUUGGAACGGAGUGCGCGACAGACAUUGGGUCGCCGUUUUUCUGCUCUUGUGGAUUGGCGCUUGCGUUGCAGUUGUGGUAGGUUGGAAAUGAGUUCGGCACGUCAAUCCAGCUCAUUUCCUGAACCGUUUCGAAACUUCGUAUCGUUUUCAUUGAUUGAAAAGAGAGACGAAAUGUCGCGAAAUUAUCGACACUUUUCUCGCCCGAAAUAAUUGCUUUUUCUCGAAAAGGAAAAAGAAAGAUACGAAAAUGGUUUUAUCGGAUUGUGGCAUUUCGUUUUGAACGAAUCACCAAAAAGGGGCGGGAAAUUUUUUCUUCUAUUUUGGAUUGACGUGUUCGGCCCUUGCAAACCAAAAUUGGGCAGCUAAUUUUUACAAAUUCUGAAUCAGAAACAUUUUUCGAUUUUUUUGAUGUAUGUCUCCACCUGUAACUCCAUCCCCAUAGAAGUACUUUCCUUGUGAAAAAAAAAUCUGCCCUGGAGAUUUUGACUUUAUAUCCGGGGUUCCUUGUUUUGAUGCUUAGUACUCUUCAAAAACACGUUUUAAAGGCUUGGUGCUAUUUAGCACUGCCUGAUAGUAAAUAGUACGAGGUGAAAAUUUGACCGCUAGUACUAAAUAGCACCAAGUCUCAAUGGCGUUGGUUUCAAAAAUGACAUUCAUUUUUGUGCCUAGUACUGCUAUUUUCACCUCGUACUAUAUAUACUAUAUACUAUAUAUAUGUACUAAAUGCACCAGUCUUUAAAACGAGUAUUAACAAUCAAAACAACACCAUUAACGCAAACAUCCCCGAAUUCUCAAUGUCAUGUCUUGUAUUUCUUGUAUAAAGUCGAUUAAUCAUGUCUUGUCUAACGUCGACUAACUUUUCAGCUCCCCUCCUACUUCAGCAUCCCCGACCAAGCCGAGGAGCGUUUGCUUCUGAUCAGCGCGGAUCCCCAAUUGGCCGACGCUUUCCGCCGCUUCCCUCAGUCCUUCUGCUUUGCGCAUGGCACCACACUGAGCACCUCGCUCACCACCCUAAUCAUCGUGGUGAUUGGGGUGCCGGUGUUCGGUGCGUUUAUGUUAUUUGCGAUCUACCACCAAAUCAAGUCAUCGAAUUGGUCGCAAAAGGCGGUCCGCCUGCAUAUGAUGCUGCUCCUCUCGUUGGUCGCGCAAGCCGUGGCCAUAACAAUAUUUCUGCUGAUCCCGGUGUACACGGUGAUGAUAUCACCGUUUUUUGGGGUCCGCAACAUGCCGCGGAUCUCGGUUUAUUGCUCCAUGUUCGUGUUGGGCCACACGUUCGUCGACUGUCUGAUUGUGUUGUGGUUUGUGAAGCCGUAUCGGAUGGCGUGCUUCCGGCUGUUGAAUGGGCGGAAAAUUCGCGGCGAAGAGUCGUCCGAGAAUUCGCGACACAAUACCAUCAUCCCACAGCGACAACAGCCGGCUCUUUGCGUUACGCAACGGCGUCCGCAGAGAGCGGUGUUACAGUGACAAUUCGGAUUCUUAUUAUACAAUGGGGGCCCUGAUCCAUUGGCAAAAAACGUACCAUUUUGCAUCCGGGAAGUAUUAAAAAUAUGGCAAAAUGCUUCCUUCUCAAAGUGAAAAAACUCCGAUUUCAAAAGUGAGCUCGCUAUUUUUGUGAGGGAAACUCUUCAAAACGGUUUUUUCACUUGGAGAGGGAAGCAUUUUGCCACAUUUUUGAUACUUCCCGGUGGCGAAAUGGUACGUUUUUUUGCCACUGGAUCAGAUCUCCCACUAUUGCUAUUGAUCAUCGAAAAUUUAGAAAUAAAAAUGUAUAUUGAAAACAGUUCAUUUGGGAUAGAAACAUCGUAUUUAAAACAGCACUUUUCAUUACGCUAACAAGGGAACUACCCCAAGUGCGACGCUCAGAUUUUCUUUAAAUUUUGCACACACGUCCGUCAUGCACCAAAUAUCAAUUCCUGAAAGUUUUAGCUUGCGCUUUCCAAGCGCCGCCGAGAUAUUGAGCGAUCUUUGCCGCCGAGAGAGUACACUAAACACGGAGAGUAGUCAGAGAAAAACCACUUUUUUGAUCAUAACUUUGCUAGUUUCGCGCGAAAAAAAUGUUUUUUUGCAGAAACAUUACCCUCUAUGGUAGAAAUAGGCAUGAAACUUUUUGUGCGGAAAUUCGGCAAAAAGUGUCAAAUUUUCGCCAACUUUCGCGCUAAAAAUCUCGGUUGUUUUUGCUAAGCGCGAGCUAGAAUUCUCGCAUAUAUUUAAAAAAAAAUUAUUCUAAAUUUGUGCCAAGCUUGAUCAAAAUCUGAGCGUUUGGAGUGCUUCUCCCGUAAACCCAUUUUUCAUCACCCUUUUCCAACGUGAAAACACCUUUCAUCGUAUAAAAUGGUCCGCGCAGUCUGCAGUUUCCCGCGCGGCAGCUCUCGAAGUAAAAAUUCUCUCGAUAAAAUGUGGCAGUAAGGUGUAUUCACCACUUUCUCUCCCUUAUUUUGUCGUAAUUUUUUUACGAAUUCUUGAUUCGCUUUCCAUUUUUUUCCGAUCUCAUGAAUAAUAUAAAAACUCGCCCAUUCCGAAUUUGUAAAACCCGGCGGCGGCUGUAAAGUCGAAAGCAAAAUAGAAGUGAAUCAUUUCGCGCUCGAAUGUUUAUCAAUCGACUCAAUUGCGACUUUCAUAGCCCGCUCUUUAUCAGUCUUGUGGGUUUUUUGUACAGUACAAUAUUAUUUUUGAGAUUGUUGGCGGAAACAAAGGUUAUUUUGCGACAAGUCGUGAGGAAUUUGAAUAGAGAAGGAGUGGGCGCUUCCCUGCUUAUCAGUUCGGGGUGUUUGCGUUGCUGGGAACGGUUCGGAUCUAGUUAUAUUGUUUUAGACAGCUACUGUUUGGAAAAUUGAGCAUAACUUUUUUUGUAGGGAUCAAAAUGCGAAGCAAUUUGAUGCAGUUAUUUUUUGAGGGCUUUGAUCGGAAAGAAGUAAGAAGUUCGGAAGUUUUCCGCUCCUUCGGAUUCUUAUUAUGUUGUACUAGAGAUCAGAUCAGAUUUGGGUUGUUUCAAGCGUUCCUGGGGGUUGAAACCAGAUGUGCAUGACCUACAUAGUAUUUUGAAGUCCUCGAUCUCAAAAACAAACUAUUUCUGCUCGUUAUGUAGAGUUAUGACCAAGUGAUGACUUGAGGGAACAGUUGACCCAACACUUGAAAUUGGGCCAAGUCUUUCUUUUCGGUUGGUUCGUGAUUAAUUUGAAGUGGAAAUCAAUUUUCGACUGGUUGAAUAGUCUUUGAGGGCCUGUAAAACAUUAUUUUUCCUCUUUCAUCCAAUUUUGGGCGGGUUUAUUUUUUGAGCCAUCAAUUUAUAUUAUCCUUGUCAAUUUCCUCGUAAUUCCACUCAAAUUUUUUCUAAAUUUUGAUGUUUGCUCCAGAAUGAAACGUUAAGCCCGCAUAAAGAUGCGUAUCGGACAUCGGGGUCAUCAAAAAUAUAUUGUUCCAUCCAUUUUUUCUGCUUUCUGGGCCUUUUCCGAACCCUAAAAAGAUUUCGGGGUUUCCAUUCCGAAAAACGAAAAUUUUUGUCCACUUUCAGGACGUCGGAAAAAGGAGGAGAAGAGGGAGUGGAAUACAUUAUAAGAACUGAACGACAGUUAGGAAAAACGCGGCCAAUUCUGCGCGCUUCUGGACCCGAUUUUUUGGCCUGGUACAAUAUCGCGGAAGUCGAGGUAAGAGCGAGUUGGUCUUUGAAACAUCUUUCUUACAGUUUUAGAGCUCAGAAUAGUGGAAUAGAAACUGACUUUACGUUUAAAUCUUCUCGAGGGAAUUAUUUUCCUUUCAGCUACCGGAAUUAUAAAGUUUUUGUUGUUUUGAUGUGGAAUAUGCGGUUUUGUGGGUAUAAAAAGCCUUCUUGACCGAGAAUAGAGCCUGGUUUUGCUCGUUCGCGAUGACUCAUCUAGGUUCAGGGUGGUUUUCUCACAGUUUUUGGCAAAACUUACCUUACUUUAGAUGUCUAAUGUGCUUUUUGAUUUUAGGCGUCUAAAGCGAGCUUUUCUAAGAGGAAAGCACUUUUAAUCUAUAAAGCAGACUAUUUCCUUGAUAUUAGAUGACAAAUGCGUUAGAUUAGAGCGCAAAUUUAGUAAGAUUCUAUCAAAAAUUACCUUAAUUUAGGUGUUUUCUGGGAACAUGAAAAAUUUCCAUUUUUUACGUUGGAUUCUCGAAUUUUCAGCUGAUCCAUCCCUUCAACACUGCCCAAACUUCCCAGUCGACCUCAAUUUCCACCGAUUUCGAAUCGAAUUCCCCAUAA
Molecule: messenger RNA, 5342 nt
Organism: Bursaphelenchus xylophilus (pine wood nematode)
Lineage: Eukaryota; Metazoa; Nematoda; Chromadorea; Rhabditida; Aphelenchoididae
Source: the annotation of a GenBank genome assembly